CUCUCAUUUGUCAUUAGGAGUUUCUCUUUUUUGUUCACUGGUCUUUGCCCUUCUUCUUUUCAAAUCUUGCAGAAAAAGCCAAUUCUGCAUAACAGUUGCCUUUCACGCUUCCAACCAUCUUCUUUAAUUCCAGCCYUUCCCUCUCUCUCUCCUUUAAUUUAAUUACUUUAUCUUGGAAAUCAUAUGUUCUUUAAUACCAUCAUUACUCUACACUUCUCCCUCUCCUUCUCUCUCUCUCUCUCUUCUCUGAGCUUUCUUUUCUUUACUUUUCCGUCUUUUCUGAUUUCUCCGGCCGCUCUCAUGUCACCGCCGGCGAGGAGCAAGAGCUGGAACGCCGGCCAAGACAAGCAUUAUCCGCGGGCGCUGGCCACUCACGACGAAGUUAUCUCCGACCCCAUUGUUUUUUGGGACACUUUGAGACGCUUCCAUUUUAUGAUGAACACAAAGUUCAUGAUUCCUGUGAUUGGAGGGAAGGAGCUAGAUUUGCAUGUUCUAUAUUCAGAGGUUACCAGAAGAGGCGGCCAUGAAAAGGUUGUCGCAGAGAAGAAAUGGAGGGAAGUGGGAAGUGUUUUCAAGUUCUCUCCGACGACGACGAGUGCCUCAUUUGUGUUGAGAAAGCAUUAUCUAAGUCUUCUUUACCAUUACGAGCAAGUUUACUUGUUUAGCCGGCAAGGCCCCAUCUGUGUUCCUCAAGCGCCAUUUUCUUUUGGUAGCCCUUCCAGUGAAAACGAAUUGGCUCUGGUGGAAUAUACCCCCAAAACCACGUCGUUUUCCCCUGGUCCGCCUGCUGAAGUUACUGGAACAAUUGAUGGGAAAUUCGACUGUGGUUACCUGGUGACUGUGAAAUUGGGAUCUGAAGUUCUGAGAGGAGUACUUUACCAUCCGGAGCAGCCCUCCCCAUCCAAUCUACGACCCCAAUCAAUCAAUGCCAUUGUACCAUACACCGGUGGCAGGCUUCGACACUCCGGUCGACGGCAUCGGAGGAGCCGGAGAAAGGGAGACCCGAACCACCCGAAACCGAACCGAAGUGGGUACAAUUUCUUCUUUGCAGAGAAGCAUUACAAGCUGAAAUCUCUGUACCCAAAUAGAGAGAGGGAGUUCACCAAGAUGAUUGGAGAGUCUUGGAAUAACCUCAGCCCUGAAGAGAGGACGGUUUAUCAGAACAUUGGGCUGAAAGACAAGGAAAGAUACAAGAGAGAGUUGAAAGAGUACAAGGAGAAAAUGAGGCAGGCAACUGAUAUUCAUGAACCUAACUAUUCAAAACAUGGAGAGUGAGUAGCAGAGGAGGAAGAAGAGAAUUCAGCAGUUGAUUCCUUUUUGGGCUCUACUAAAGUUAUAUGAUAUAUAGACUUUGUAUCAUAAUCUCCUAACUUUACAUGGUAAACCAUAGGUUCUCCUCAUAUCCAAAGUGGUUUGGUCACAAGUUUUACAACCACUGCUGCUACAAUCUAUAAAGUUCACUCUUGGAACUGGCA
Molecule: messenger RNA, 1475 nt
Organism: Momordica charantia (bitter melon)
Lineage: Eukaryota; Viridiplantae; Streptophyta; Magnoliopsida; Cucurbitales; Cucurbitaceae
Product: HMG (high mobility group) box protein with ARID/BRIGHT DNA-binding domain-containing protein
Molecular function (GO): DNA binding
Source: RefSeq, a predicted model, not a curated record